UUAAAUAUAAUUCACAUAUCCACAUACAAAUGAUUUGUUGUUAUGUGCUUUAAUUAACAAGAAAGUGAAAAAGAAUAAAAAAAACAUUUCAAAUGCCAAAUGUAAAUAAAUAUCCAAUUUGGAUUCGAUAAUUCUGGCCACCUGUGUUUGUAUUAAUUUACACUGGAAAUGGCUGAAACCAGCUGCAAUUAGCAGGAGCAGAGCGUGGCACAUGGAUUCGGGCUUUCAGUUUCAAAUGUCAGCGCCAAUGCCAUGCAGCUGCCACUCUGGUUUCUUUGUGUGGCAUCUGGAGGUGCUUGCCUUGUAGAGGCCAGUUCUUGAAGGAAACCACCAUCACCUCCAUCUACAGGGCCAGGGAGACCUUCCACGGAGAAGUGAUUGAGGAGCCCUACAUGAUGGCCCUGUACUUCCGGAGUCGCACCCGCGGCUGGUUCUGCGUCGGCUCGAUCAUCGAUCCCCGGUGGGUAAUCACCGCAGCCCACUGCACCAACGGCAGUCGGACAGUCCAGCUGGAAAGGCUGCUGCCACGAUUGCGGCUUACCCUGACUCAGCGGAACAUCUUCCAGCAUCCCGGCUUCAAUGCGAGGCUAAACCACGACGUGGCCCUCAUCCGGGUGCCGCAGCUGCGCCUCUCUCCUUUGCUCAACCGGGUGAAACUCCCGGCCAAGAGUUCCAGGGCAAACCUGUUUGUGGGUGCCACAACCUGGGGCUUCGAGUGGCCGAGGGACAAGGGCACCAGGGGCACGGAGCUGGUGGUCAUGAAGAACGAGGACUGCAUCCGCGCUGGCUAUAGUAGGAAGGUCGUGAUCGACAGCACCCUGUGUGUUGAUGUUCCGCCGGGGAAAUCUGUGUGCGCCGUGGACGAUGGAGGCGCCCUGCUCCACAACCCCAGUAGAACCCUAAUCGGAGUGGUCUCCUUUGCCAGUGCCGGCGGAUGUCUGGCGGGUGAGCCCGAAGGAUUCUCACGCGUCACCAGCUACAUGACCUGGAUAAGCCAAGUAACGGGAAUAGAGUGGGCCUAA
Molecule: messenger RNA, 1022 nt
Organism: Drosophila bipectinata
Lineage: Eukaryota; Metazoa; Arthropoda; Insecta; Diptera; Drosophilidae
Product: serine protease 3-like
Biological process (GO): proteolysis
Molecular function (GO): serine-type endopeptidase activity
Source: RefSeq, a predicted model, not a curated record